UAGUGAUGGUGAUGAUGAUGAUGAUGGUAGUAGUGAUGGUGAGGAUGAUGAUGAUGGUAGUAGUGAUGAGGAGGAGGGGGUGGGUGGUGUUGUGGUGCCCCCCUCCUCCGCUCCUCACUGCUCAUGCUCCGUCCUCCUCCUCCCCCCGCUCUUCAUCUUCCCGCAGCGGAGGGAGCAGUAUGGCUGAAGGGGACGAUCUCCAGGCUUUCACCUCCAUCAUGGACGCUCUGGUGCGGAUCAGUACCAGUAUGAAGAACAUGGAGCGUGAGCUCUUGUGUCCAGUGUGUAAGGACAUGUACAAGCACCCGGUCAUCCUGCCGUGUCGGCACAACGUUUGCCAGAUCUGUGCCAGUGAGAUCCUGCUGCAGAGGGGUUACGUUUGUGACCCCAACUCCGAGCCCAACUCCCCGGCAUCCUCCCCCUCCACACGGAGCCCACGGAUGGGCAGGAGACUGGUGCCCAAGCAGGAGCGGCUGGUGAAAUCAGGUUUCGGCACAUACCCGGGCAGGAAGCGCUGUACUGCUCACACACCCAGCGUCCUCUUCCCGUGUCCCCCCUGUCGGCAUGAUGUGGACCUUGGGGAGAGGGGCUUGGGGAACCUUUUCCGAAACCUGACAUUGGAGCGAGUGGUGGAGCGAUAUCGUCAGACGGUGAACAUCAGCUCCGCCAUUAUGUGCCAGUUCUGUAAACCACCACAGCAGGAGGCCAGCAAGGGCUGCACAGAGUGCCGGGCCAGCUUCUGCAAUGAGUGCUUCAAACUCUACCAUCCCUGGGGCACCCAGAAGGCCCAGCACGAGCCCACACCCCCAACCCUCACCUUCAAACCCAAGGGUCUGAUGUGUCCGGAUCACAAGGAGGAGGUGACUCUUUACUGUAAGACGUGCCAGCGGUUGGUGUGUCAGAUCUGUCGAGUGCGGCGGACACACAGUGGGCACAAGAUCACGCCAAUCAUCAGCGCCUACCAGGCCCUAAAGGAUAAGCUCAGUAAGAGCAUCGGCCACAUCCUGGGCGGUCAGCACCUCAUACAGGGGCAGAUCAGUGAACUGGAGGAGAGCAUGAAACAUACCGAGCUGAAUGGAGCCAAAGCUCAGGAAGAGGUUCUGCAGCUGAUUGGUGCCCUGCGCUCUGCCCUGGAUGAGAAGCAGGCUGCGCUGACGCGGGACAUCACGGAACGACAACGUGAGCGCCGCUGCAUCCUGGAGGCCCAAGUGUGGGAGCGCCAAUCAUUGUUAGAGAAUUCAGGUCUGGUGAGCUACGCCCAUGAGGUGAUGAAGGAGACCGAGCAACCAUGUUUUGUCCUCGCUGCAAAGCAACUACAUGAGCGCAUUGUCCGCGCUAUAGACUCUGUCCAGGGAUUCCGGUCUGCGACCUGCGCCCCUCUGCCCCCGGUCAAACUGGACGUCAGCAGAGAACUGAAGCUACUGACAGAGCUGAACUUUGUCAGAGCUCCGGAUGCUCCGGUCAUUGACACCCAGCGGACUUAUGCGUACGAUCAGAUCUACCUGAGCUGGCGCCUCCCGCAAGACUCUGCACCUGCUUGGCACUACACCAUAGAGUACCGAAAGAUUGACCCCAAACACAAGACCCUAAAGCUAUGGCAGCGGCGGGAGGAGGUGUGGAGCCUCAGCACCAUCUUAGAGGGCCCUGAUAUUGACAGCGUGUAUGUGCUGAGAGUCAGGGGCUACAACAAGGCCGGAUAUGGGGAGUACAGUGAGGACAUCUACCUGCACACCCCGCCGGCCCCAGUGCUGAACUUCUUCCUGGACAGUAGUUGUGGGUUCCCGCGGGAUCGGCUGGUGGUCAGUAAGGAUCGGAGGGCAGUGCGCAGCGUUCCUGGGGUGCCGAUGCUCUUCGCUGCGGAGCGGCUGAUGACAAGCUGUCAUGUGUCCAUGGAGCUGGUCCUGGGAGACGUGGCCAUCACACAGGGGCGAUACUACUGGGAGUGCUCUGUGGACCCCAGCUCUUAUGUGGUCAAAGUGGGCGUGGGGCAGGAGAGUAAACUGCAGGAGCUGUUCCAGAUGCCACAGGACGUGGUCAGUCCCAGGUAUGAUCCGGACAGUGGCCAUGACUCGGGGGCAGAAGAUGCGGCCGUGGACCUGUCUCCGUCCUUCUGCUUCUUGACCAUUGGGAUGGGGAAGAUCCUGCAGCCUCACGGCAGCACCCCGACCUCCCGGGACCCCUCGGGUUGCACGGUUCCUCUACCCCCGCGGCUGGGGGUCUGUCUGGACUAUGAGAAGGGCCGCGUGGGCUUCAUUGAUGCAGUGUCGCACCGCAGCCUGUGGGAGGGCAGUGUGGACUGCUCGGGCCCGGUGUGCCCCGCCUUCUGCUUCAUCGGGGGUGGGGCCCUUCAGCUACAGGAGCUGGUGUCCGUCAAGCACGAGCGCAGGGUGACGAUUGGGGGAUUCACCAAAGCGGAAUGAAGGCGCCGUGACAUUGUGGACCAUCGUGUGGCCCCUGGGCCGGUGUCUCUUCAUCCUGUGUCUCCUUUCAUCCGGGCUGGACCCAAUGUCUCCUCCCACCCUCAGUAGCGGGGUCACCUGUCAGUGCACAGUACAACUUCUAACACCACUUUUUACGCACUUUCCUUUUUGUCGCCCGUCUUCCUUUUUCUACACGUGGACUCAGAAGACGACACAAGAUACACAAAACACGCAUGACACACGCAUGCACAUAGAGCCGGCGGGGCCCCUGUCUGUGAAGGGGUUAAUCAUCCCAUGUGUUAACCCUUCACAAGCAUAUGAAUCAGUGUGGAGGAUAUAACACCUGUGAGCGGGGGCGGGGCAGUAUGGAGGAUAUAACACCUGCUGAGCGGGGGCGGGGCAAUGUGGAGGAUAUA
This is a messenger RNA of Hyla sarda, 2836 nucleotides long. RefSeq names its product tripartite motif containing 46 (gene TRIM46). The transcript has 10 exons. The coding region runs from base 6 to 2420 and encodes 804 amino acids. Lineage: Eukaryota; Metazoa; Chordata; Amphibia; Anura; Hylidae. Gene Ontology annotation, molecular function: zinc ion binding; protein binding. The record is from RefSeq and is a predicted model, not a curated record.